AGCUUAUACCUCCCACCUGUGUUGUGCAUUAUCUGCUUUGUUUACCUGAUUCAUAUUCGCAACGAAACCCAUUGAUUGUUAUUGUACUAGCCUUUCGAUGACCCGUCUCAGUUCGUGAUGAUAAUGUGAUCACAACAAUUGAAGGCAUCUGAGAGGUGUAGUCAUAUAUUGCGUAACUACUGGGUAAGUGACUCGUGCAGCUGCCUGGACGCCAGUCAAACAGAAGCUGCGACUGUAGGUAUGGUUGUAAGUCGCUUAAGUAGAUAGUAGUAAUUUAUUAUAUCAAAUUGAUGGUAAAAGCGCAAUAUUCAAGAAUGCCGUCGUUGUUUGAAUAAUGCCACAGCCGUCUCGUUGACUGCAGCUUGUGUCCCCAGCCGCGCCGUCUCGUCUCUGCAUUUUAGUUGCCGGUGCAGCGACCUUGUCUCUCGCCAUCAAGGGCCAAAAGUUUUGUUGCUUGUAUCUACUGCAAGCUCUUGCCUGUUUGAGCAAAGGACAGGUUAUUCCCUCUUGCUUCCUAAUGCGCUAACACGGUCACUGAAAUUUUGGACUCGCUGGAGAAUACAGCACGAUGGGCGCUGCCAUCGGGCGUAAGCAGUUGCGGCAGGUGGCCAUAGACGACAACGCAAAUUAUUUUCUUAUGCCCUUCAGAAGUGCUAAUGCAUAGUGUCAGUAAACAUGACUAUUACUGACUCCAAUACAACGACAACCGCAGAAGAGAACUCUUACUAUACUACUUUUUACACAGGAGAGGUCAUACUUAAUUGUGCGAUUCUUGAUUUAGGUUUUGGGUUUUCCUGCAUCCAUCACUCUGAGGAAACACAAGCUAAUAGACUAAUGAAAAUUUGUUCUCUCUCUCUUUCUAAUCGUUGAGACACGCAGGAGCGCAAAGACAUCGAGUGGAGGGACCGCCCGGACGCUGAAGUCGUAAUAGGAGAUUGCCGAAGUCCGGAAUGGGAGCAAGCUGACUCUAUAGUAUUCUCGAGGCCUGCUGAUUGGACACUGAAUUAUGAAAAUGAAACCAUUCAUGGGCUUUGAUAUCUCCAUAGGCUAGAAGGUUAGUCUUAGUGCUGAUGUUCCUUUCCUCGUCUGUGCGCCUGUGUGAGCACGACGACUGGCUAUAAAUGAUUUUGUUUCCAUGUAGCACACUUUUAUUCUGAAUCUACUUGUACUUACAGCGAUUCGCGAUGUUCUUGAUUCUAAGACGCGCACACAAGACAGGGUCGCUUUUUCUCGAAAGUGUAUCGCUUUAUCGGAACAUGGAAAAUAGACCAGAAUUGCUUGUUUCUCCGAUGGGACGGUCGAGACGGGCAGAUGGAUGUCCUGCGAGCGGACCGUAUCGACAUUGCUUACAGCAACCCGCAGACCAAAAUUUACGAGCGACGACGAAAGAACAUGUAAAUGUAGUGCAUGGAUGUGUUGAGUAAGUUGGACUAGGUUCUUUCCGGUAAAAGUAUACGAAGAUCAUACAAAAGAAAACAAUGUUUGACUUCGUUCUUUUCUUCUGUGGAGGUAAAAACUAAGAAGACGUGUAGUAUUCUGGGCAUUUUGAUCGUUUCCACUACUAUCCUCUUUCUUUCAUACGCUGACGCUGCGCGUGACUGAGCCGGAUGUGGUGCCCUUUUGGUUUACGCCAGACUGUGUCUCAAAGCGUUUUGAACGAAGUGACGAGUCCUUGAAAAAUUUCGAGUGUGGUGUCUGCUAUUUCGAGUUGUGGAAGACCAAGGUAAGGCCAUCUUUAACAAAUAGGGACACUGACUUAGCUUCCACCUUGAAAGUCUUUGUCAAAUGCAGGCCUGAAUCUAAAAGUAAAGUUAUAGCGUAGGAUACGAUAAUCUGUACUCCGAGUCUGUCCAUCUUCUAGGUCUCUACUUGUUGUUUCAAAAAGAAAGGAAGUAGAAGUACCUCCAGCAUGCUGUAUACGAUCAUGAUCUUUUGAUUAAUAGCUCUAAGAGAGGCUGCGGCAAUGCGUCGCUACACUCGCCGCGUAUGCGAGCAUUACGUCCACUACGAAUGCGCAACUCACCUCUUAGAUGAAGCGAGAACGGAACACGGUUAGAAUGCCUAUCUUUAUUGUGGGUCAUGCAUGAGGUAGUGAGUUAAGUUUAGCUAUGAGAAUUUACCAAAUCAAGGAGCAACGAACUGCUUAUUAACUUUGUGUUCGAUGUCUGACCAUCGCAAGGACAGAUUAAUCGUCAUCCACCUGUAGGUCGCAGCGAGGCGGAAUGCCCGGUGUGUGGUGCGCGUUUUAACGAGGUGAAGGAAGUCCCGGAUAUCUUGAAGGACCCUCGCGCGUGGUUUCAAAUUGUAGAUGCGGAUUACGGAGGCGAGCUGAAUCGCGCGGAGGUGCUUAACGGUCUUGGUACAACCUUGCCGAUCGCAAGAGAAAAGCUCGAAAACGCGAUCGAGAACCACUGGCACGAGUGGGACCCGGAUGGUACUCAAGAAAGACAACUGUAGAAGAUCAAGGGGAAGUGAGCAGCUUAACAUAGGUAAACUGGUCGUUGCUGUUGAGAAGUCUUAUUUCGCUUUCCUUUACCUUUUUAGUGAUAAAGUCCGGGAAUUUCGAAGAAAAUGCUAUACCUUCCUUCUAUGAUGCUCACCUCUUGCUCCUUAUCACGAUAUUUCGUAUAAUAAUUCCACCUUUACUUAGUUGAGUUUGCUCCUUUUCUUACACACGGCCAGGUUCCGGCACUAUCACCGCGCGCGAAUUUAUGCUUUCAGGGGUUGGGUUAAAGGAUUACAUCAUUCGGCAUAUCAAAGACCUCGAGGCAAAAGGCAUGGGCGCAGCGGCACUCGCAGACAUUCCCGAUCUGGACACACAUCCAUACGAGUGGUUUGAAUACUGGGAUGCGGAUGGUUCCGGCACUUUGGAGCAGCACGAGUUGGUCUUACGAACAGUUUUUUAUUAUCCUUCUCUUGUGGCGUAUCAAGUAUUUUGAAUGGCGCCAGUAAUCCGUUGGCUUUUCCCCAGUAUUUUUAUAAAGAUAUCUUACUAUUGAAAUUGAUGGCCCGGUCGUUUGGGGUUGGAUGCGAUCUCCAGUAGGGUUAGGCAUGGUGAACCGGUGCCCUUGGUCAUGGCAAGCGUGAUGGCCUAUUGGAGACGCGAGCACUUCCCCUUAAGGUGGACUGAACGCCUUAGAGCUGUCCAAAUUAGUCCCACCGCUCCCGCGCCCCUAUCAUAAGGGUGGCGCCCUUUGCUCUUCUUGCUAUUCCUUGAUGCGUGACGCGAUCAAGGAUCCACGGAUCGACUAAGAGCCCGUGGAUCGAUCAAGGGCCUACGGAUCGACCGAAGGCCCACGGAUCGCCCAAGGAGUCACGGAUCGACCAAAGAACGGGGAAGCUUAUCACCGAAGACAUUCAGCAACAACAGCACGCAGCCAAGAUCAAGAUGAUCAAUCCAAGACUUUUGGAUCAGACACCCACGCCCACCAGAAGAGCGCCAUAAGUAGCGCACUCUAGUGGUAAAAGUGAAGACCUGGAAAAGUAGCCAAGUUACUUGCUGAAGUUAGUGAUGCCGAUGAAUCGACUGGACGGCGUUGAACAAGCAGACCAGCGAACACCUCAAGGGCAGAAAUUCUUUCACUUCACAAGAGUGCGCCAGUUCUGUGGCUGUGCGAGUGUCCAGAUCAAUCAAAACGCCAGGCCUUUUCCGCACGUUGUUGCGUGCUGCGUGGCGCUUGAAAUUGAACCCAGACAACUCGCCCAUCCCUGAAGCUCUAGGCGUGACGCGGUGGGUGUCACGCGUCACGCAACAGCUCUACGGCGUUGCGUAAGUCCCGCCCCCCCCUGGCGCUCUCCCGCCUUUGGGGCCUGGGGGUGGGACACCAAGGGCGGAAGCAUCCCGUCGACGCUUUUGAUUUACUUAAUUAACAUACGUAGGGUUGCGAGUUCGUCUUUCCUGCUUUGCCACUGACAGUUCAUUACGAGAGAUGAGUGUGAGUGCAGCGUCUCUGAUUCUUUCCUUCUUGUCCAACUUGCUCCUCAAGCUCGAAUAUCAUAAUAUCAGGGACCACUUUGGAGCACUUUCUCAACUCACAUAUAUGUUACUAAAUGAUGUCUCUACACGUGCGAUUCAUCCACGACGUUGACCAGGUAGUUGCAUGAUCAUUCUAUUGCUUAAGUUAGAAUACCUACAACGUAGGAAGGCAGGCCGUGCACCGGAACAAGGAUUAGAGAGACUACUACAAACACGUCUAAUGCUGCGGGCGUUCAUUCGUACUUUCUGCGUGACAAAUUGGGGAGAGCCCAUAUUGCGAAGGGCCUUCGAUAUGCGGAAACUAGCCGUCGUUGUCUGGAACGAGUUGGGCUUUCAUCCACUAGACAUUAUGAUGAAGCAAAUUGAACUUCCCAAAUCGGAACGCUAUUUCUCUAAUAGGUAAUUUCGUGUGGUAAGGUAAAGGUCAUCUUGGUUCAAGUUCAACAACAAGAACAGCCCACACGACUAGAUGAUAGAUAUUUGCCGACCGGGAAAUUGGCUUACAAAACUGAUGUCACAUGCUCUAAUGUCGGCAUCGAUUUCGAAACGUUUCUCGAACCCGACGGACUGGCGGAUACCUUUAUUCACAAUCAGAUUCACUUAAACGCUUUCGGCAGCGGCAGCGCAGGCUUCUAAGUCUAACUACUAUUCUUGACUAUUGGGGGUGGGUAGUGAAUAUCAAUGCUGGAUGAUGUACAUCAUUUUCGUUACUGUCGGUGUCGAUGAUGUAGACAUGGGCCUGAGAGGACCUAGUAGAACUAGGAAAAUAAGCAGAGGAGAUCCAGGAGAGUCGUAGGUCCAAUCCGAAUCGACUAACGUCUUCGCGAGUGUCUACUAAUGCAUCCAGGACUAGCACGAAAAAAGUAGGACGAACGGCAAUCUAAAACUACGUUCUUACUCUACAGUCCGUAGCCAUUUUGGCUCAAGGAAUAUAUAGUACUCUCACAGGCUUUUGUAUAAAUGCGAGGUUGUGCUGCAAAUCUUGAUUGGCUUUUGCCCGUAAAACGGCGAAGGUUUAGGUCCAGCGACGCUCAAAGCACUAAAUAAAAUAACCGGUUAGUUUUUACCUCUCAACCUUAGGCUUAUCCCAUGAUGCAACAUAUUCGAAGAACACGCCUUGAGUUGUAGUCAUGAUUUUAUACUAUGUAUCAUGACCUCCAUGAGAAUGAGUACUUGAUGAUGGAACACAAUAAUGUGAAUGAAACCGAGACAGAAUCCAGAGUCUUGGGGCAAACAUCUCGCGGCAAGAUACCGACGUAGAAGUAGAUCCACGAAUUAAACAAUUUAUUCUUACUAUUUUUUCAGUUCUUCCGUAUCGUCCUUACCCAUAAUUUACUAUCACUAUCAUGGACAGUUUUUACAUCUUCACCUACUGCUACAAUCAUUACCAGAUUUCUAAUACGAUCAUUCACUAGCAUGACGAAUUUAUUGAUUCAUUAUAUAUAAGUUCAUGCCACCGACUAUCCACUGUAAUCAACAUUCACUUAGAGCUCUCACGAUAUCAACAACACAAUCCUGUAUCUACUAGUUGGCUCCGUUCGUGGGAACAAAUACAAGCCAAAAUCUAGGGUGAAUAUCGAUUAUAGACCUUUGGAAAACUAGAGUAAAUCGAGAUACACAUUGAGCACUUGCGCAUGGAGUUGGGCGAAAUCUUGUCAUGAAAUCAAUGGCGAUAGAAGCCAUCAUCUUUGAGUAUCCUUAUGUAGAAGCAAAUGAGGGGACAUCGACUAAAUAGAGGUCAUGAUUGAAGCAGUGUUGAGUGGUGCUGUCAUGAAUAGGAGGAGUCUGGUUUUGGAACUACGCAGGUAUUCGCAUUUUAAUAUCUUCUGCAUUCUACAUUGCACCGACGUGCUAUACCAGUAGGUGCAAUAUCUAUUUUUGCUCCCGAAGUUAUGAUUAUCAAUCGCUUUGAAUGGGGAUGCACUUAUGAAAUAAUGCCAUAUUGACGAUGAAGAGUACAACCAUUAGCGAUUGUAAGCCUGAGUCUUGCUCUUCCUGUCGCAAGCGAAUGUUGGGGGUGAGUGCUGCUCGCUGAAAGAAAUAUGGAUGAUGUGAACUUUUUCUUGUGUUGUUCCAUGAUGCCAAGCAGUAUCUGCUUGAUCGCAUAAGUCAGACCACACCAGGAAAAAUUGGUCAUAAUAGAAAUUGUUGUUUUGGAGAAAGAUGAAUGCAUAACUGUUGAAGGUGACGAGUGACUGUUUUGCAACGAGCGACCGUUUGUUCAUCUGGCAGGAUCUAGUACAAAGUUGUUCCCAAGGACGAUCUUGUUCUAGAAUGCGAUACACUGAUCCUGAUGUGCUCCCAGCACCAAGUGCAAGGUGUGCUGGUGGGG
Messenger RNA from Amoebophrya sp. A25, 6308 nucleotides. Lineage: Eukaryota; Dinophyceae; Syndiniales; Amoebophryaceae. The record is from the annotation of a GenBank genome assembly.